AUGAUCCGAUCUUAUAUUAUCAUUACAGUACUAGUCGCCCUUUCGGUAGCCAACAUCAAUGCCGCCAGCGAGCAGCCCGCCGUGGGUACGAUCGACAACAAACUUUUCCGGCGAUACGUGUGCAUACAUAAGCCAUAUGGUUGUCAGUCAGGAGUGGCCCUUGUCAGCACCUGCUCACGCUUUUUUGAUGCAAAGGUCCAGGGAUGUGUCAAUCACAACACCGGUUGCAUAGAGGCUCAGCCUGCUUCAGAGGGAAGCUCUGUUUCGAUUGGGCCUUGUGCUCAGGAAACGACAACAGCGUGCGCGCCAAAAGAAACAACUUCCACCUGUGUUCCAAAAACCACAACAACCUCAAGAUGUGAGCCAGAAACAACCUGUGUGGGAAUAAAAACAACAUCCUGUAUGCCAGAAACUACAACAACGACUGCGCCAGUGACCACAACAACCUGUUCGCCAGAAACCACAACAUUCUGUGUGGAAAAAAGCACAACAACGUGUGAGCCAGAAACUACUUCAACAUGCAAAAAAAAAUCCACAACAACCUGUGAGUCAGAAAGUACAACAAUUUGUGUGCUGGAAACCACAACAACUUGUGGGAUAAAAACAACAACAUACUAUGUGCCAGAAACUACAACAAUCUGUGUGGAAAAAACCACAACAACCUGUGUGCCAGAAGCUACAAGAGCCUGUGUGGGGAAAACAGCAAUAACACGCGUAACCACAACAACCACUGUGCCGGAAACUACCACCACCUGUGUGUCAGAGACCAAAACAACCUGUGCGCCAGAAACUACAAGAAUCUGUGAGCAAAAAAGCACAACAACGUGUGUUCCAAAAGCUACUACAACUUGCAAAAACAAAUCCACAACAGCCUAUGAGUCAGAAACUACAACAGCCUGUGUGCCGGAAACAACAACAACUUGUGUGACAAAAAACACAACAACCUGUUUGCCAGAAUCUACAACAACCUGUGUGGCAAACACCACAACAACCUGUGUGCCAGAAACUACAAGAACCGGUGCGCCAGAGAUCACAACAAUUUGUGCCGAAGCAAUUACUACUGUUUUCAGCGAAACAAACUAUGUUUCAGGCUCUGUGAAAGUCCGACCAGUAAGGCCUGUACGACCUGCCGCUCAUCCCGUACUAGAAACUAAUCAGCUGUCGACUAAACAAACCCAUAAGCUAAGCAUUUCCAUCUAUACAAAGAAUGUGUGCCGCAAUAAGCCCAAUGGCUUCAUGCUAGCUUCGUUAAAGAGCUGCUCCGACUACUACAUAUGCCGAUAUGGAAAACCUUUGUUAGUUAGCUGCGGCGAUAAGUACUUCAAUGGUCUCAAAGGGAUUUGCGAUCUGCCAGAAAAUACACGAUGCGUCCAACCACAAGCCAAUCGACUUAUAAUGACCACAUAA
Messenger RNA from Drosophila subpulchrella, 1407 nucleotides. RefSeq names its product mucin-5AC-like. The record is from RefSeq and is a predicted model, not a curated record. Gene Ontology annotation, cellular component: extracellular region. Lineage: Eukaryota; Metazoa; Arthropoda; Insecta; Diptera; Drosophilidae. Gene Ontology annotation, molecular function: chitin binding.